Molecule: messenger RNA, 1503 nt
Organism: Salmo salar (Atlantic salmon)
Lineage: Eukaryota; Metazoa; Chordata; Actinopteri; Salmoniformes; Salmonidae
Source: RefSeq, a predicted model, not a curated record
GUGGUCGUAUGAGCUGAUCCGCCCAUUAAACACCACACACAUCUUCAGACACAACUAUAUACCAUCUGUCUCUCAGGAGAAGAUCACUCACUAUAAGGAUCCAGACAAGCAACAGUUAUCCAUGAAGCUGUAGUCAGAGAGACUGUGGAUGAUGGGUUGUCUCAUGGUCACUGGGGGUCUCCUUGUAAUUCUACUGUUCCAUCCUCCAGCAGCUCAGAUGGAGAGCCCAGAUACAGAUGUGGAGGACGUGAGGUUCGAAGAGUUUUGUCUGAAAAUCUCUGAUGAUUCGCACUGUACAACCGCUGAACCAGAGCCCAGACAAACAGUUACCAACAAGAGCACACAACUGGCAAUGUCUUCACCGUCAGAUGACAAGGAAGAUAUAAACUCCACUCUUCAACCGGCUGUCAGUUCUUCAUCACUUGUGGCGAACUUCAUGGGCAUCCCACCAGGCCGUGGGAAACUGGGGCCGAUAGAGAGGGAAGGAUGUCGCUGCAAGACGUGGCAGGAACACACAACUGACCAGUCUCUUGUCAUGAGCAUAGAGUUCAGGUUCCCUGCACCGGAUGUGUGUAACUCCACAGAGAUCAUUGAGACACUGGCAGAUGGUAGGAAGGUUUGUGUGAAUACCUCUCUCACAAGAUACCUUGCACCGCUGUUUGGGCCUUCAACUGACCAAGACUGGGAAGGGACCACAACCCCCAGCCCAAACACCUCUGCAGUAUCCCCGUCUCCAACCACACAGAUAGAGGAACAAAUAAGCAUUACACCCCCAGGACCCCAAGCACCCCCAGGACCUCCAGCCCCCCCAGCACCCCCAGGACCCCCAGCCCCCCCAGGACCCCCAGCAACCCCAGGACCCCCAGCACCCAAUGGGUCCUCAGGACGCUUUGGACAACAGGGACCUAGUCUGCAGAGAUGCAUGUGCAUCGAGACGGAGAGCAGAAGGAUAGGAAGGCUCAUCUCUAAAAUGCAGUUUUACCCACCCUCUUCAAGCUGCAACGUUGCGGAGGUUAUUGCAACUCUGAAGACGUCAGGUCAAGAGAUUUGCUUGGAAGUCACUGCACCCUGGGUCCGCAAAAUCCUGGAGAAAAUCAACUUACAGUCAGACUCCCCUUGAAGGAGUUAACCUAAUUUCAACACAUCCUCCUGAAUGACGCUAGGCUGAAAAUAAAGUUAUAUUUCAUGAAAGAUGUGUGCUCAGCACAGUAUUUCUUUGAUCCAACAGUUGUUAGUAAGUAGAUGUUGCUGAUUAUUAAAGUGUUACAUGUGUCAGCAGUUUGACACUUCUUAUUUGAUAAAGAUGUUUGAUAUGUGACUAAUUCUUUCCACCCUGGCCUGUACUUGAUUUUACAGGAAAUGGAAAUGUUUUUUUUGGCAUCUGAUUUCUGCUAUUUGGACAACUAAACCACUGAGAGGAAGGGAAAUUUGCUAAUGUAAUUUGAAUUUCACAUUUUAACGACAACUUAAACUCGUUGCAAAUAAACCGCUCACCAACCUUGA